AUGGCACCCUCCCGCGACUUGCCAGAUGCUGCCGUAUCAAACACGGUAGAAGGACUCACACCAGCACAGGUCGCCUUCUUUCACGAGAAUGGCUAUCUUCUAGUACCUGACUACCUAUCCAAACAGACAUGCGAGAACCUGCUAUCAAAGACCCAUGGCAUGCUUGCUGACUUUUCUCUGGCUGACCAUCCCAUGACGAAGUUUACAACAGGCGAAAACGAAGAACACGUUGGCGAUAGCUACUUCCUCGAGUCCGGGGACAAGGUCCGGUUCUUCUUCGAAGAAGAUGCUUUUGAUAAAGAAACAGGCGAGCUUACGAAGCCAAAAGAACGAGCUAUAAACAAGAUUGGGCAUAAUUUGCACGGGCUGGUACCAGACUUUGGUAUGGUGAGCCAUCAGGGCAAGGUUGGAUGGCGUAAUGCUGCCAUUGCAAGAGAUUUGGGAUACAGAGAUCCUCGGAUGUUGCAGAGUAUGGUUAUUUGCAAGCAGCCAGAGAUUGGUGGUGCUGUGCCUCCUCAUCAAGACAGCACGUUUCUAUACACGAGUUUGCCAUCUGCUGUAGGGUUCUGGAUCGCGCUUGAAGACGCGACGGUAGAGAAUGGUUGCUUGAGCUUCGCACCUGGAAGUCAUAGACGAGCGCCAGUGAAGCAUAGAUUCGUACGCAAGCAAGACAAUAGUGGAACAACUUUCGAGCCAGUUCAAGGGGAAGGACGUUGGCCAAGAGAGUUUCAGCACGAAGACGAUGCAGAAGGUGAAGACGAAGAUUACGUGCUAGGCGAGGUCACUGCUGGCACGUUGGUACUGAUUCAUGGAAACAUUCUGCACAAGAGUGAGAAGAACCUAAGUCAGAAGGGUCGUAUAAUAUAUACGUUCCACUGCAUUGAGGGCUGCGAGACAUAUGAUGAGCGGAAUUGGCUUCAGAUCCCCGGCGGACCAGAGGCAUUUACCAAGCUUGAUGGUAGGGCCUGA
Molecule: messenger RNA, 969 nt
Organism: Lithohypha guttulata
Lineage: Eukaryota; Fungi; Ascomycota; Eurotiomycetes; Chaetothyriales; Trichomeriaceae
Exons: 1
Coding region: 1-969 (322 amino acids)
Source: RefSeq, a predicted model, not a curated record